AUGGGAAUGAGUGGAAUUGGGAAUACAGCUGAUGCAAAUUUUGUGUACUGUGAUGGUAGCAUAAAUUUUCAUCUGAAAAUAUGGGUCUCUGUCUCUGUGGGCUUUGAUGUGAUUUGGAUAACAAAAUGUAUGAUUGAGUAUGCCACACUUGCUCCUUGCAAUUUAUCAGAUUUGCCACCUCUUCAACGUGUACUUGAAAACAUUCCGUACUGCAAGAAAAUUCUGUUAGUCCUAGAUGACUAUUGGAGUGAAAAUUGUGAUGAAUGGGAUGCUCUCUCGAGAAAGGGCCUUUCAGAGUCGGUGCUCGAGGAACCACCAACCAUUACUGUUGAAGGGGUCGAUUCAAAAUUCAAGGUUGCGGACCUUCAUUCAACACAGAUCGAUUCCAAGUUAUUCUCACAUUUGAAGUUUUUGAAAGUCUUGGGAUUGAGUGGUGCUAAACUAACUGUGCUUGUGGAGUCAAUGACCAAAUUGGAGUAUCUUCGCUACCUUAACCUCUCUGACUCUGACAACCCAAUUGCUAAACUUCCAGUCUCUAUGUGUAGCCUUUUGCUUUUACAGAUUCUGAAGUUAAGAGAUUGCCCCAAUCUUACUGAGUUGCCGAAGCAUAUGACUCGGCUUACGAAUUUGAGACAUGUUGUUCUGGAUGAGGAUACGAUUCAACGCAUGCCACCAGAAUUUGGUAAAUUAACUCAACUCCAGCAUCUCUCAGUUUAUGUCAGUAGUAAGGACAGUGGUUGUGGCAUUGUAGAACUGAAGGACCUGAACUGCCUUAGGCGGUCACUUCACAUAAGGAAUAUUGAAGUUGUAACUCCAGCAUGA
Molecule: messenger RNA, 822 nt
Organism: Salvia splendens (bonfire salvia)
Lineage: Eukaryota; Viridiplantae; Streptophyta; Magnoliopsida; Lamiales; Lamiaceae
Product: putative disease resistance protein RGA3
Exons: 2
Coding region: 1-822 (273 amino acids)
Molecular function (GO): ADP binding
Source: RefSeq, a predicted model, not a curated record